AUGGUCAACUGCAUCAUGGGCGUCGGCGUGCUGGGCUACCCCUACUGCUUCAAGAGCAGCGGCACGCUGCUGGCCACAACGGUCAUGAUCGUCACCAUGCUGGCCACACGCGCGUCGUACCAGCUGCUGCUGCACUGCGCGCACCUCUCGGGGCGGCGCACGUACGAGCAGCAGCUGCUGUCCAUGGCAGCAGACAGCCUGCUCACCCCAAACCCCCCUCGCCCGCGGCCCUCGCCGGACCGCCCGGCGCGGCCGCAGGUGGCGGAGCACGCGACGGGGCGGCUGGGGCGCCUGCUGCUGGAGGUCUGCAUCUGCGCCUCCAACCUGGGCUGCAUCGUGGCUUACCUGAACAUCCUGGCUGACACUCUGUCCAGCGUGGCGGGGACGCUCAUCCCGCCCGGCGCAGAGCCCAGCCGCAGCAUGUACAUGGCGGGUGUGACCCUGUUUGGCGCGCUGCCUGUCGCGCUGGUGGUGCGCGACCACGCCGUCAUGUCGGCCUUCAGCGCCGCCAGCGUCGCGUUCGUGGGCCUCUUCACGGCCGUCAUCUUCUUCAUGGCCGUGCUGCCCGGCGGCGCGGGCGCGACCGCGGCCGUGGCGGCCCCCAUGGCGACCUGGGACCCGUCUGGCUUCCUGGUGGCCCUCCCCGUGAUGGCCUACUCCUUCACGGGCCACCCCUACUUUUUGGGGAUCUACGAGAUGCUCAGCGCACCCAGCGUGCGGCGCAUGAACGCCGUCACAGACCAGGCCCUGACCAUCACGGCCGGGGUCUACUGGAUCGUGGGCAUCUGCGCGUACACCACCUUCCGCCAACGCACCGCCGGGGACGUGCUGCGAAACUUUGGCGGCGCAGACGCCCAGGGCAUGCGCGGUGCAUACGAGCGCGCGAUCAAGGCCUGCUUUGCGCUGGCGGUGCUGGGCAGCAUCCCUCUCGCCAUCCUGCCCUUCUACACCAUCGUGCAGCCGCUCCUCCAGCGCGCCACGCCGCCCAGGCGGGGCGGCGGCGGCGGCGGGGCGCGCGACAAGGCCCGGCAGAGCGGCCCAGAUCGCGGAUUCACCGACGGCGGCGCUGCAGGGUUGCAGCUGCGCUCCAAGGACAGCGGGGUAUCCUUUUCCACAGUGCUGGUGGGCCCGGAGGCCGACCCGGUGGGCACGGUGAUCGGCGGCGCCGUGGGCAGCGGCGGCAGCACGGUGGAGCGCCGCCGCACCGCGGCCACGCAGGGCGAUCACGCCGACGGCAACGGCUUCGCGGCCAGCGGCGCCGUGCCCGCGCCCCCGGGCGCGCUGCCCGGCCUGCUGCGCGCCGGCAGCGGCGCGGCGGCGGCGAUGGUGGACCCCCACCUGGACCCCCACCUGGCGGCGCACGACGCGGAGGUCGCCCUCAGCUUUCCACAGCACGCGCUGCUGACGUUCCUGCUGCUUGGCCUGGGCAUGGCUGCGGCCCUGUGGCUGCCAAACCUGGAGUUCAUCUUCGGCCUCACAGGCGCCACCACCAGCGUUGUCAUAUCCUUCAUCAUGCCGGCCCUCUGCUUCCUGCGCCUCGCGGGGCCGGACCCCGAGGUGACGUUCGGCGCGUUUGGCGGGACGCCCUCCAAGACAGGCGGCGCGCCAGGCGCCGCCUGCGGCCCCGGCGCCGCCCCCGGCAAGCCCGGCCUGCUCGCGCCGCCGGAGCUACGCGCGACGUGGCUGUGGCGGCGGCGCGUCGCGCGCAGCCUGCUGGUGUUUGGCGUGGUGGCGGGCGUGAUGUGCACUCACGCCAUCCUGGGCAGCAUCGUGGAGGAGAACGCGGUGGUGCAGCUGGCCCAGGAGCUGGUGGCGCACGAGGUGGUGGUGGCGGAGGCGGCGCACGCGCAGAUCAAGGCCAAGGAGGCGGCAGCCACCAUCAGCAUUGUGCAGGAUGCGGCGCAACAGCUGGGGUCUGUGAGGCGGACGCCCAAUGAGACGAUGGGCGCGCUGGAGGCGGCGGCAGCAGCGCUCAGCGCGGUGGCCAACAAGAGCGCGGACGGGGCUGCGGGCGGCAAGGGGGCGCAUGCGGCGAUCUGGGACAUCCAGGGCCAGCUGGCGCAGCACAAGCAGAAGGUGGUCGACGACAGGGCGCUGGGCAGCGUCGAGAGCGCUCUGUCCACCAUCGAGGCCGACAUGCGCGCCACCAUCACCGGCGUCAACGCCGUCGUCGCCAAACUCGACAUUGCGAUCGCGGCGAUCAAGCAGGAGGCCGCAAAGGCGGUGCAGGGCGCAGCAGACGCCGCGGCCGACGCAGGCGGCGGUGCGGGAGCCCCCGCUGGUGACGGCCAGGCUGACAGCGGCACAGUUGCGCAGCAGCCCGGGUCGCCGCAGGCGGCUGCACCUGCAGCGGCAGCAGCAGCGGCGCCCGAGCAGCAGCAGCAGCAGCAGCAGCAGCAGGAGCAGCAGCAGCAGCAGCACCAGCAGCAGGAGCAGCAGCACGCGGUCACGCCGAAAUCCGUCCGCCCCGAGGGGCUGGCAGACGCCGCGGCCGCGCACGUGCCACCGCCGUCGCCGCCUCCACGGUCGCGCGCGGGUGAUCUGGCCCGUGAGUUGGGCAAGGCCCUGGGUGUGUACAGCAGCCUGACGGCGGCGCACAACGCGACCGCGGGGCGCAGCCUGGAGGGCGUGCGGGCGAGUGCUGUGGUGGCGUUGGGCGCGCUCAACGCGACAGUCCGCGUGCUGGAUGAGGUGGCGCUGGCGGUGAAGCAGGCGCGCAGCACCCACCAGCACGACUCUCAGAUCCGCGAGACGGCGGUCCUGGCGAUGCAGCGCGCCCUCAACGUGACGGCCGUCAGCACCCUGGCCAUGCAGAUCACGGACCAGGCACUGCGCGCAGCCGCCAGCAGCGAGAGCAGCGAGCUGCUCACGGCCCUCACGCGCGUGGCGCACGACAUGGAGGCGGGAGGCAGGGACGGGGGGCGGGGCAGCCGCAAGGAGGGCAGGAGCGGCGGCGGCGGCGGCGGCGUCAAGGGCGCGCAGCCGCAGGCGGCAGGCGCACAGACCGCGGGGGCGGCGGGGACGGCGGGUGCACCGGCGGCGACGGCCGUCGCAGCCGGCUUGGCCCAGGAGACCCCAGGCCACAAGACAGAUCAGGAGGCGCAACAGCUGCAGGCAGCGAACUCACCCGGCCACCCGUCCCCCGCCGCCCCUGGGGCCUCGCAGUCGGGGACCGGGGUGGUGGCAGCCGCGUCGCCGCAGCCUGCGGCGCCAAAGACGCAGGAGGAGCGCGUGCAGCGCGUGAAAGAGGUGAUCGCGCGCCUGGACCAGGCUAUCGCCGCCAAGGGAGACAAGGACGCCGCCGCCGCCUCGGCCUCGGCCUCUGCCUCCGCCGCCUCCGAGGCCACCACGGCCGCCACCACGGCCGCGGCCGCGCUCGUGGCCGCCGCCGCGCCCGGCGGCGCCGGCAUCGCGCUCGCGGCCGACAUAGUGGCAGACAUCGGCUCGAUCGCGGCCACCAAGGGCGGCGGCGAGGCGACCGUGGCAAAGGCCACCGCCGAGGGCCAGUCCGCCCUGGCGGCCGCAGCGCGUGCGGAGGCGCGGGCGGAGGCGGUGGCGGCGGCUAAAGGACCGCACGUGGUGGGGCCGGUGGUGCAGGUGCAGGAGGGCGGGAAGCUGGUGCAGGCUGAGGAGGCGCGGGACGGGCCGGCGGUGAGGCUGCACACGGAUGGACGGCUGGAGCAGGUGGAGGGGGGCGGCGGCGGCGGCGGCGGCGGCAGUGGUGGCCAAGCAAGCGGCGCUCCGCAGCAACAGCCGUCGGGUGGUGGCGGGGCUGCCGACGGUGGCGGCGCCCACAGUGGCGGCGGGGACAGCGGCGGCAGCAGCGGCACCCGCGCCAGCGACGAGGCCGGCGCUGCCGGCGCCACUGGCGGCAGCAGCAGCGAUGACGGAGGCAGCGGCAGCAGCAGCGCAGCCGAGGCCAGUCCCGCAGAUGGGUUGGCGAGCACCACGCCUCAGGUGGUGCGGUGA
This is a messenger RNA of Monoraphidium neglectum, 3969 nucleotides long. Its product is annotated as amino acid transporter. Gene Ontology annotation, biological process: amino acid transmembrane transport. NCBI's taxonomy places the organism in Eukaryota, Viridiplantae, Chlorophyta, Chlorophyceae, Sphaeropleales, Selenastraceae. Gene Ontology annotation, molecular function: amino acid transmembrane transporter activity. The transcript has 10 exons. The coding region runs from base 1 to 3969 and encodes 1322 amino acids. The record is from RefSeq and is a predicted model, not a curated record.